This is a messenger RNA of Lagopus leucura (white-tailed ptarmigan), 1830 nucleotides long. RefSeq names its product inhibitor of growth family member 1 (gene ING1). The record is from RefSeq and is a predicted model, not a curated record. Lineage: Eukaryota; Metazoa; Chordata; Aves; Galliformes; Phasianidae. Bases 529 to 1374 code for a protein of 281 amino acids. Gene Ontology annotation, biological process: positive regulation of DNA-templated transcription. The transcript has 2 exons. Gene Ontology annotation, cellular component: nucleus.
UGUGUACACAGCGCGGGGAGGGCCGCGCAUGCGCUGUUCGUGGCGGGGCUGAGUGUUUCCCAAGUGUUUGAAACUGGGAUUCGGCUCCUCCACGUUGGAUCGAGCACGGCGUGCGGCGGCGGGGAGGCUGCGUUCGGGCGGCGGAACGGGGGCCGGGCCGGGCCGGCUCUGACAGCGCCCGGCGGGGCACAUUCUGCUGGCGGCUUGUUUCGGAGGGGCUGGCCCGAGCCCCCUCCCUCCUCCUCCUUCUCCUCCUCCCCCCCUCCCUCCGCACGCACAAAUCCCGCUGAUUGUUCCUACCACCUCCUCCGUGAGUUCCCCACCGCGACAGCCAUUCAGUCAGCUGCUCGGGCUGUAGGGACCGGAGGGGGCUGCGAGCUCGGCUGUGCCUGGCAGCGGGCUCCCAUGUAGCUGCCGGGGGAACGGGGCACGGACGGCGGCGGAGAGAGGCGUGGGGAAGGAGGAGGAGGGUUUUUUUUUUUCCCUUUUUUUUUUUUUUUUUUUUUUUUUUCCUCUCCUCUUUGCCGGAUGAAAAUGUUGAGUCCUGCAAACGGAGAGCAGCUGCACCUCGUGAACUACGUGGAGGAUUAUCUGGACUCCAUCGAGUCUCUGCCCUUCGAUCUGCAGAGAAAUGUCUCCUUGAUGAGGGAAAUCGACGCCAAAUACCAAGAGAUUCUGAAGGACUUGGAUGACUACUAUGAAAAGUUCAAACGAGAAAAUGACGCUGUGCAGAAGAGAAGAAUGCUGCACUGCAUUCAGAGGGCAUUGAUUCGGAGUCAGGAGCUGGGAGAUGAGAAGAUCCAAAUCGUCAGUCAAAUGGUAGAGCUGGUCGAGAACAGAUCCAGGCAAGUGGACAGCCACGUGGAACUGUUUGAGACUUGCCAAGAGACUAAUGACACCACUGGAAACAGUGGGAAAGCCAGCCAGGAUAAGUCAAAGAAUGAGACAAUCGCUCAAUCUGAGAAGCCCAACAACAAGAGGUCAAGGAGGCAAAGAAAUAAUGAGAAUCGAGAAAAUGCUUCAAAUAAUCAUGACCACGAUGACAUCACUUCAGGAACUCCAAAGGAGAAGAAAGCAAAAACGUCCAAGAAGAAGAAACGAUCCAAGGCUAAAGCGGAGCGGGAAGCUUCUCCCCCAGACCUUCCCAUUGAUCCUAACGAGCCAACAUACUGCUUAUGCAACCAAGUCUCUUAUGGAGAAAUGAUAGGAUGCGAUAAUGAUGAGUGCCCCAUUGAGUGGUUUCACUUUUCGUGUGUGGGACUCAAUCACAAACCGAAGGGCAAGUGGUACUGCCCCAAAUGUAGAGGAGAAAAUGAGAAAACUAUGGACAAGGCGUUGGAGAAAUCAAAAAAAGAAAGGGCCUACAACAGGUAGUUUCUAGACUUUUCGUGGAAAAGAAAAAGAAAACCACCAAACCAGUGUAUUUAUUGUCAGUGUCACCUUUGUUGAGGUGAAAGGAUUGUAAAAUGUAUAUUUUUAAAGGAGGCUUAAAACUGAACCAUUCCUGUUACAGGGACGGCAAUAAAAGCAGUUUUGUUUUUCACUUGGUAAGCUGUAACAAGAAUAUGGUCUGUGGACCAAUGUAUUCCAAAAGUGAAGUUAUAAGAGUUCAAACUAAAUAUCCAGGUGGGUCUUAAAAGAUAAAUGAAUACAUAACUUUUUUUUUUUUCUCCCAGUGCUUGUAGCACAGCAACCAUUACAAUGUUGACGGCGAAUAUUUCUGAAAUGUAAUUUCUUUUUCCGUAUGGAAGAAUGUUACUUAACAUUUGAGCAGAAUUGUUAAAAUAGUUGAGCCCUCUGGUUGUAUCUGAAUAAAGCUGCAGUAUAUUA